This is a messenger RNA of Verticillium alfalfae VaMs.102, 417 nucleotides long. RefSeq lists its product as hypothetical. The record is from RefSeq and is a predicted model, not a curated record. The coding region runs from base 1 to 417 and encodes 138 amino acids. The transcript has a single exon. NCBI's taxonomy places the organism in Eukaryota, Fungi, Ascomycota, Sordariomycetes, Glomerellales, Plectosphaerellaceae.
AUGGACGCUCCCAAGACAGCCGCCCCUCGCGCCCCCAUGGUCGACUACGACUCCGACUCGGGCUCCGACGCCACGAGCGCCAGCGACGAGGCCACGCCGACGACCUCGACGGCCGCCACGCCCGUCGAGUGGCUCGCCACAGGCCGCGCCAAGCGCUCGACGGCCGGCAACCGGAUGAAGUCGAUGCUGGCCCACGAGGACCCGGACUCGGAUCUCGAGCUGCUGUUCGCCGAGGACGACGACGACGCCGGCUUCACCGACGUCGAGGACGGCGUGUCCGACGUGCAUAUGGACUCGUCGUCCGACUCGGAGGACGACGCAGCGCCAAACGGCGCCGCCGCCGCCGACCAAGACCUCGCCGGCGAGCAGAAGCUCGAGAGCCAGGCCAAGGAGCACCGCGCCGCCCAGCGGCGGUAG